Molecule: messenger RNA, 3948 nt
Organism: Phyllotreta striolata
Lineage: Eukaryota; Metazoa; Arthropoda; Insecta; Coleoptera; Chrysomelidae
Source: the annotation of a GenBank genome assembly
CAGUCCUCACCAGCCCGUCUCACCGCCUGAACAUCCUCUUCUUCGAAUAGCAGGAAGCAGAAGAAACGCUAAAACCAGCUGGAUUUUCACCAGGCCAUUUAUACACUUUUAGUGGUAAAAGAGGAUGUAAAACUGCGAGUCACCGUGCGCGAGAUAAAGAGGAAUAAAACGCGUACUUAAAAGGCGAUCGUUGAGGUUAAAAUUCCGAAUUUCUUGGAGGUUUUUGUUAGUGCUGUGUUCGCGUAAAUAGGAGAUACAUCGCGAUAAGAACAAAAGGUAUCCAGAAGCUCAUAAAAUUGGCGAAUCGACGCCAGUAUGGAGGUCGUCGCGACGCCUUUCCGCGACCAUGACGUCCGCGAAUGGUCGAGAAUCGACGGCGUUACGGGGGCUCUGGAAAGAGCCCGUCUGGAAACCGACCGUUGGUCAGCCAGAACUGGCAAUUCCUCGCGCAAUUACGACAAGGUAGUGGACUGCAGGGCGCGCUCCGACGCCGACGGCGCCGUCCGGCGUCUCGCCGCCCGCCAAAUGGAGGUCUUCAAUCACCGGACGCCCGGCGCCCGGUACCAAGUGAUCAGGACGCAGUCGCAGACCGCCACGUCCACCAAAUGGACCUCGAUGGACUUCGAGAGUCUCCAAUUGCCGGUCAACGCGCUGGACGUGACGUCGCAGAAGUCCAAGGCGUCGGCUGUGAGAAGCGUCGCCAGGCGGCCGCCGACGCGCCGGCGUCACGACGCCGAAGAGGGGCGCGAUAAAUCGAACGGUAUCGAUUUAAUGCGAGCGAUUGAUACUGUGCAUAGAAUCGAGGAUGUCGAACGAAUCGAUGGCGAAAUCGAUGAUAAAUUAAUCGGAAAUAAUAGCAAUAAUAACGAGGAUCUAAUCGAUGACGAUAAAACGGUUAGGAACGGUGAUAAAAGUGAUAGUAAAAUUUAUAGUGUGGCAAAAAUGAUUGAUAAAUUAGAUAUUAGGUUAGGGAGGAUUAAUGGAAGAGCCGAUAAAAUCGAUAAUACGAAUGGGAUCGAUAAAAUUGAAGGGGAAGAAGACGAAGAGGAAGAAGAAGAGGAUUCGAUUAAGCGAAAAUCCGGUGGAUCAUUCGUUACUGUCGAAUCGAUUAUGGAGGUUAAAGGUAGAUUAAGAAGAACUAAUUCUCCAACGAACGAUAUUUAUAAGUUUCGCAACAACGAGGACCAGAAUACGAAAAACGAGAAUAAAUUCAAACGAACAAAUCCAUUGGUAAAAUACCAUCAACAACACCCCGAACUCGAAUCGACCACAAUAACAAUACCCAUAUCGAAAAACAACAACGUAAUCGACCUACCAUGGCUCGAUGCGUCCCCGUCGUUCUUCGACAACGAUACGUCAACGUCAACUGUCAAACGUCACUCGAUAGCCGUCGACGCGUCGCGGUACCUGAGCGGUGCCGGCGACCCCGACGAGGACGAGGCCAGAAGGGGCCCCAAAAGGGUGGAGUUCUGCAAAACUGAGGUGCACUUCACGGCCGAUUCGGGCGUCGUCAAUAUCAUAGCCACCGACGACAAACCGCCACCGGCGCGUAAUUUCCGACGCCGCCGCCGAAAUUCCGGAUUACCGCUGAUUCAUUUCGGAGACACGCCCUACGACAAACUGCCCCCGCCCCCGGACGACGCCGAUCCGCCCCCAUCCUGCGACCGCCCCCCGCCCUCCGUUACCGUGAAUUCGGGAGAAUUUUCGUACUCCGAAGAGGAAAAGCGAGAGGAAUCGUCCGACAGCGAAAUCAAAGGGAUUCUAAAAAACAAACCCCCCAAACCCACGCCCUACCUGCUGGGCGGUCAAGGGGCGGAGCCAAACGAACCGGACCAAUGGCGCGGUCGAAUGGGAGGAGACGGGGAGGAGUUUAACGGUAAAGUGUCGGAACAGGACCGAUGGCGCGGUCGAAUGGGAGGGGACGGGGAGGAGUUUAGCUGUAAAGGGGAGGAGUUUCGCGGUAAGGGGGCGGAUAUGAGCGAAUGGCGUAGCGGGGAGGAGUUUAGCGACAAAGGAGAGGAGGAGAUUACGAAAUGGGGCGUGACGUUAAAGCGCGUCGACACGCCCGUUUGGAGAUCGACUGUUACUGUGAAGAAUUACGAAUUCGGCGAUCGGGGUGCGAAGCAAGUCGAGCCGGAGUUUCAAAACGUGUUGAAGAAUCUGCGGCCAGUCGGGCGUGGCUACUCGACCAAAAUUCGGCUGAGCGCCGGCGAGACGAUCGUCGUCGAUGAUCGGAAUUUCCGGAAAAACGAUAUCCAGGAGUCCGGAGUACCCGAAAACCGGAAUUCGCCAAGCGACUCGCGCCCGCUCGUCCACAAAAGGCUCGUGGUCAGGAUCGGCAAGGACGAGCGCAGUAAGGCUCUCGUCAGGCCACAGCCGACUAGAUUCAAAUCCACUUCGCUCGUGCUGGGCGCUUUAAACAACAAAAUGGCGGCCGACGACGGCCUUUCCGAAGCCUCGAAGGCUCCCGCUUCGCCGAAUUCCCGCCAAGAACUCGAAUCCUCGCGUUACCAGGACAAUAUUUACGAAGAAAUAGAAGCCUUGAAUGUCGUACCGAAUCCCAGGAGUUUAGAGGAUGGCUUUUAUGAGAGAUUGAACGUGUUGAACGUACUACCUAGUCUUUCUACAAAUUUAACAGGAUUACAGUCAUCGAACUCCAUUCCGAAGGCUACCGAAAGCAUAGGAGCCUUGAAUGGUCUUCUCGGCGUUCACGAAAGAUUCGAGCAUUUCCAUAAAGAACUGCAAUCCGUCUCUAAAGUUACAAAAGAACCUAAAAAGCUUUCUAAGGCUUCUGAGGUAACACAUAGAGGAUUAACGAGUACUAGUAGUAAGGUUACCGGGGAUUUGAACGCUUUGAGGGAAUUGUACGAGGAGGCCUUGAGCGAUGGUGAUGCCGAUAAGGAGGUGCAGAAUCUCCUGGCCAAAAAGGGGGAAGCGAGGCAAUCGCAGGAGCAGGAUAACAGCAGCGUACCGUCGGGCAGCUGGAGCAGAAUGAGGAGAUUCGGCGAGGUUAGUCGCAGCAGGAGGGCCGGUAAAAUAGAAAAAGGUAUGGUACUCAGGCAGCCGAAACCCUCAGAAAUGGCCUAUUUCGGCGUCGCAACGCAACAUUCGAGAAUUCCCCAGGAGCCUGAAUACGAGAACGUAAGGCGGCAACCACUCCAAACCGCCUCCAAGAGCUCGAAACAACUCCCAACAACUUCCAUCUCGCCUCGAUUACAAUCCUCCCGACGCCUCUGUUACUCCUCCACCCCCAAAAAACCCGUUCCUACACCACCGAAACCUGCCCCGAUCUCCCCCAAGCACCCGAUUCCCGAAGCCAAAACCAAGCAAACGCGAGCGGACGAGCGGCGCAGGCGAGUCGAGACGAAUCGAUCCGAAACUAUCCGAACGCAGUCUAAUCAAUCCGACACGAAUCGAUCCGAGAAGAGUCGAGUAGAGGCGAGCCGAGUCGUGGCGAGCCGAGCGGAGAAACAAAGGGUGGAGAAUGCGAAUGGGCGGUCGAAAGGAGGCGGCGCGUCGAGGGCGCGUCGGUUGCAGAGGGCCAGCAGCAGGGAGGCGCUGCUGAAGGCGCAGACCGGCGGAAACGGCUCAUCGUCCGAGGACCUGCAGCAGGAAGGGGCCGAGCGCGCGAGGAAAGCCAGAAAGCCGCGAGCGAUCAAGAAGGCCGAGACGGUGCAGGUGAAAAUGUCCAUAGGACUGGGGCCGGAGUUGAAGAGAAGAGACGAGAGGAAAACGGGGAAAACCGAAGGGAGGAUUCUGAACAGUUUGCCGGAGAUUCGCCACAAAACGGCGAUUUCGACGAUUAGGAGUACUUCUGAGAAAACUGCCCGUGAUAGGGCUAAACAAAAAAGCGAAGAGAACGCGCGGAAGAAAGCGCAACAAAAGAAGAAGGAUAUUAGUAAAGUUUUCUUAUUUUCAGCUUGCUGUGAUUCCGUCAAAUGUCAAUGA